AUGGCGGAUGCUCUACCCUAUGGUUUCUGCUUACCGAUUGACAUAUCAAAGCUAGAGAACAGCCGGAUGAGCCUAAUACCUCUCCAGUUGUCCUGGGACAUCAUGACAAGUCGGGCAGACUGGGACCGGCUCUGCAGUAUCUACGUGAGAGAAACAUUGCCAUACCCCGAACUAUUCGAUCACGUAUCAUUCGGACCAUUUCGCCACAACAACGAGUUCCGCAGGCACUUCGACGUCCGUUGUCUGCAGGAUCACGGCACGAUCAUCCUCGCCAUCAUCCUCAAACGAUGUACGAUCCGCAAGCGGAGAGGAGGUGGCGACAUCAGUGGUGGUGCGAACAAUGUGGAUGAUCUCGAGGUCGAGGAUGGGACAUUUGCAGGCACUAUCGGGCUCUUGAACACUGAUGUCAGCCGUUCGAGGACAGAAGUCGGCCAUAAACCAAAACCACGCAGAGGGUCCGAGGGUCCAUCCAUUGAUGAACCGUUGAUCUACGCCUCUGACACCCCAUCUCCAAAGAUCGUCAUCUUCCCGCGCUUCCAAAGGACCUUCGUUGGCACGCACGCCCACGGCCUGCUCCUGCAACAGUGCCUGGACCCUCUUCCGUCCGGGCUGGGCCUGCGUCGCGUGCAGUGGCAGGCCAACUCGCAGAACACGACGAGCAUCCGUGCAGCGCAACGGAUGGGGUAUCAACUCGAAGGAAUAAUGCGCUGGGAACGCGCCCUUGCUGAGGGAAAGACCGGGAUCGGGCCAAGCGAUGCGCAAGGGAAGGGUUUGCCUAUGCUUGAUGCCAAUGGAAAGACGCUAGGGAUUGGGAGGCAUUCAGCCAUGCUAGCUAUCUGCUGGGACGAUUGGACGGGGGGUGGUGGGCGUAAGAGGGUUUUGGAGUUGAUGAGCCGGUGA
Molecule: messenger RNA, 900 nt
Organism: Exophiala aquamarina CBS 119918
Lineage: Eukaryota; Fungi; Ascomycota; Eurotiomycetes; Chaetothyriales; Herpotrichiellaceae
Exons: 4
Coding region: 1-900 (299 amino acids)
Molecular function (GO): protein-N-terminal-alanine acetyltransferase activity; protein N-terminal-serine acetyltransferase activity
Source: RefSeq, a predicted model, not a curated record